Messenger RNA from Nymphaea colorata (pocket water lily), 3316 nucleotides. Its product is annotated as WEB family protein At3g02930, chloroplastic-like. The transcript has 3 exons. The record is from RefSeq and is a predicted model, not a curated record. Bases 240 to 3023 code for a protein of 927 amino acids. Gene Ontology annotation, biological process: reciprocal meiotic recombination. NCBI's taxonomy places the organism in Eukaryota, Viridiplantae, Streptophyta, Magnoliopsida, Nymphaeales, Nymphaeaceae.
GUCCCUGACAAUAAAGGCGUUGGUUACCACUUACCCGUUCUGUUUUUCCACAAUGUGGGUGCCUUAGCACUCUCAGAAGGAAGGAAGAGGAGGGAAGGAGAAGGAAGAGGAAGACGAAGAAGAAGAAAGUACGGAAGGAGAUGAAAAGGGAAAAGAAGAAGUGAGAGAAAGUUAGAGCUAAGAGUGGAGAUACUCAUUUCUCACUGUACCUGCUGUUCCGCCUCCAAUUGUCUGCAACAAUGAUUUCCUCAAGAACCAGAACUGGGUUGUUUGAGACGCUGCCCAAGUCCUCUGAUCCUUCGCCUAAGGUUACCAAGUUGAGCAGACCGCCAAACAAGUCUGAACAUGAUUUUUCUCCCGUUGCUCAUCGUCAGGGGAGGCAGUCACUUGAUGGGUCACCAAGAAUGGUCGAUUCCAGGCCAAGAUCAGUUGAAUCUAAGUCAUCAGAACGCCGAUCACCUAAGAUCAACACGUCUGAGAAGCGAGUUUCGAAGGGAUCGGAGUUGCAGAGCCAGUUGGUGGUUCUUCAGGAUGAUCUGAAGAAUACGAAAGAACUGCUGGAGAAAGCAGAAGAUGAGAAAUCACAAGCACUGGAAGACCUUAAGAAGGCAAAGCGAGCCACGGACGAAGCAAACGAGAAGGUGACUGAAGUACUUGCUCUUCAGAAGCGAGCUGAGGAGAAUUGUGAGAUUGAGAAGUUUCGGGCCGACGAGCUGGAGCAGGCGAGCAUUGACAAGAUGCAGAGGAUUGAGCAGAAGUGGCAAUCGGAGAUUUCUCUUGUCAAGAAAAAGCAUGCUGCUGAUGUAUCAGCACUGCUUUCUGCAAAUCAAGAGGUGGAAAGGAUGAAGAAGGAGCUAGCAAUGGCCAUUGAAGCAAAAAGUUCUGCUCUCCUGCGUGCUGAAAAUGCGACUAAAUUUGCACAGGAGAAUGCUAAGAAAGUCGAGGUUUUGACUGCAGAAUUGGAUCAAUUGAGGGAUGCAUUGAAUGAAGCACGCGCUUCUCAGUUGGCUAUUCGCGAAGAAAACGCUUCAAUUGAUGCAUGGUGGGAAUCCAAGGCCAAGGAAGCUUCCAUAUUGGUGGAGAAUUUGACUUCUGAAGCGGAAUCACUAAAACAGGAAUUGAAGAAAGCAAAGAUGGCUGAAGCCGAACUUGUGGAAAGUGAACUAAUGAUUGAAAGGUUAAGUGUUGAACUGCAUGAUGCUAAAAAUUCAGAAUGUAAUGCUAUUGAUUUGGCAGAACAGCUGAAGAAGAAGGUUGAAUCAUUGGAAGUCGAAGUUGACAAAGCAAAAUCUGCUGAGAAGGCUUCUAACGAGUCGGUGGCUUCACUUCUGAAGCGGUUGGAAGAGAGUAAUUUGUUUCUGCAAGAAGCUGAAACUGAGAUAACUUCACUUAGAUUACGCGCUGAGUCUUUAGAGAUGUCUCUUUGUCAACAGCGAGGUGAUCUGGAGAAAUCAGACAGGCAAAUUGAGACGGCAAAAAUUGAAACCGAUUCCAUGGCUAGGGUUAUCGGAUCUCUGAAAGGUGAAUUGGAGAUAAUGGAGGCUGAGAAACAAGAAGCUCUUAAGAAUGAAGAACUAGCGGCUCUGAAAAUUCAAAGCCUAAUGGAGGAGAAGAGCAAACUCUUUGAUGAACUGCAAAAGACUACAGAAGAAGAAGAGAAGAGCAAGAAUGCGAUGGAUGAUUUGGCUUUGGUGAUACGUGAAGUUUCCUUGGAAAGUAACAAAGCAAAAGAAGAUCUUGAUACCACUCAAGGCCAGCUUGCAGAAGCAAGGUCCCAGGUGGACGACUUGAAGCUCGUCCUUCAGAAAACAGAGGAGAAGUAUCAGGCCGUGAUUGAUGAAGCGAUGAAGGAGAUUGAUCAAUACAAAAUCAUUGUUAAACAAAAUGAACUUGACUUCCAAAGAUCGAAAGCAGAUUCGCAUGAAAAAGAACUGAAUUUCUUAAGCCGUAUUAAAAGAUCAGAGGAGGAAAUCGUAGUCCUUAAAGGUGAAGCAGACAAGCUAACAAAUUCCCUUAAAGCUGCUGAGGCUCAAACUCGAAUGGCAAGGGAAGAUGGUGUUCAAUUGCAAAAUUUCCUUUGCCAGGUCAAAUCUGAACUAUCCGGCGCAAAGCAAGUUGCAGAAAAUGCUAUAUCUGAAUCUCUUCAAUUGAAGGAGGCUUUACACCGCAAAGAAAACGAUAUAGCUAACUUUGCACGUGAAAACAAAGAACUCCUUGACAGAGAAGCUGCUGCUCUGGCGAAAAUUGAGGAGUUAUCGAAGCUAUUAGCAGAGAAAGCUUCACAAAAAGACGCGGAAGAUGGCAAAUUAAUGACCAAAGCAACGGUUGGUUUAGAAGUUCCAAUGAAGGCUGGGCUUCCUGGUGAGGCUGCUUACGAGAAGAUUGAAAAGCAUACUUUAGAGGUUUUAAUGAAAGCUGAAAUUGCUGCUGAGGCUGCCCAUGAAAAAAUUGAAGAGAAUGGUCUAGAAGCUCCAAUAAAAGCUGAGAUUUCUGUUCAGAAUGAUACCGAAAAGAUUCAAAAGCAUGGUCUAGAAGUUCCAAGGAAGGCUGAGGUUUCUGUUGAGACUGCUUAUGAAAAGAUUGAAGAGAACGUUACAGAAGUCCCAAAGGUGGCCGAGACUUCUGACGAGACACCAAACGAAAAAAUUCAAGCGAAGUUCAUAUCCAGUCUUUCCACUGGUAACGUAAAGAAACAACAAGAGAAUGUCGUUUCUGUGACCGUUGUUCCUUCAGACCUGAAAGCACGGCCUGUGCAUGGCAGCAUGAACAACACUGAGAAUAGCAAAGACGAAACUGAGUGGGAAACCUUUAAAACAUAUGAAAAUGACUCUUCACCAAAGAGUACCAUGCAUGAAUCCGUGGAUGAGGAUUUUGAUUCGAAGUCGCAAUUCGGCAGUUUGAAUCGGAGACAUGGAUUGGCAUCAGAAAUCGUGGAAGACGGACAAAAACAUCAUCAAAAGAAGAAGAACGCAUUACUACAUAAAUUUGGAGGUCUGCUGAAGAAAAAACACUCCUGCAAAUAAAAUCUGCAGAAGUGCGACACAGGCAAGAAACAUUUGUCCGCCUUUUGAGCUUCUAGAGGUGCGCCUAUGGUUCUCGUUUCUAAGAUGAUGUGUUUGUAAAUUGUGGUGUUCAUUUCGGUUUGUGAUUACCCACUGCAGCCUGCUCGCACGCCGGUGUGUUUACUUUUAUGUUUUUCUUCUUUUUCCUUUUUAACUCUUUGAUCACGUCAAAAUUUUCUUUGGCCUUCAUACUUUGUUCCUCAUUUGUUUGAGCGAGAUGAGAACUGAAUUGUAUUUAAAUCUUCUUAUUCUUA